CUUGCAGCCCCUUUAUUCAGACAGCCAGAUGUUACGCCAGACCUGUGAGAAAAAGAAGGAAAGACAUCCCCAGCCAUUUGGAUGACCUUCCUCCCACGAUGCUGAAGAAAGGUUAUGUCAAUGUCCCAGUAGUAAAUAGUGUGGAUGAUGUAGUGAAAAGGCUGUUGUCACUGGAAAUGGCAAGCCAGAAGGAGAAGAUGAAAGUAAAGAUAGAGCAGCUGGUGGAGAAGGUCAGGAGGUCUCCCAAUGACAAUGGCUCUUUUGAGGUGCAAGUUGCUAAAUUGACUGCCAAGAUACGCACUUACGAGGAGCAUCUUCAGAAGCAUCCCAAGGAUAAAAUUAACCGCCGCCGCAUGCUGAUGGAUAUAGAUCGCCGGAAGAAACUCCUGAGCUAUCUGCGGCGUGUGCGCUUUGACACCUUUGAGAACACCUGCAAGCAGCUGAAUAUCCAGUACAGCCUGCCCCCUCCCUACCUCAGGAGGAUCACCAAGCGCUGGCUGGUGAAGAAGGCUUUCUGUCAAAAGGUUUUUCAGGAGGUGCAGAAGUUGAAAGCGCCGGAGAGGCUGAAGCAGAGGAGAGAGUGGCGAGAAAGAGCCAGAGCUGCGCGGGAGAAGGAGGCGCAGGCGCAGCACGAGGGGACGCCGGUGUAG
Nestor notabilis (Kea) is the source of this 650-nucleotide messenger RNA. It is a transcript of the gene MRPS15, whose product is annotated as mitochondrial ribosomal protein S15. The annotation marks the transcript as partial. Lineage: Eukaryota; Metazoa; Chordata; Aves; Psittaciformes; Psittacidae. Gene Ontology annotation, biological process: translation. Gene Ontology annotation, cellular component: ribosome. Gene Ontology annotation, molecular function: structural constituent of ribosome. The record is from RefSeq and is a predicted model, not a curated record. The transcript is spliced from 7 exons.